AUAAGACCAUCUCGCCAUCCUACUCUUUGCAUCGCCCCAGUCAAGUCUUGCUGACCUCCUAGAAGACAGCCAGAGCUACCCACACUCUGCAUUCGUCGUCAGCCUCUUUCACUCUGCGCUGCAGAGCUCCCUGACCCCGCUCGACCUUUGGCUCCGGAUCUUCUGCCGUCAUCGCCCAUCUGGUCUUUGCACGACCCGAGCUCAAGAUGGCGGCAAGCGUAGCUGGGCAAGCCUCUUCGGAGGCAGCAAGCCAGUCCGCGUCUCUGCAGCCCGUCAUGCAAGCGCUCGAGACUCUGUAUCGGAAUCCUGACAAGGCAGCCAAGGACCAAGCCAAUGCCUGGUUGCAGGACUUCCAGAAGACGCCCGAGGCAUGGCAGACAGCCAAUUCCCUCCUCCUGGCUCAGGAUUUGCCGCUAGAGCCGCGCUUGUUUGCUGCUCAGACGUUCAGGACAAAGACGACAUUCGACCUUGAACAAGUCCCAUCUUCCUCACGAGGUUCACUAAGAGACACCCUCGUCACAGCAUUAGCAGCCUACGCAUCAGGUCCUCGUGUGAUACAGACGCAGAUCUGCCUUACACUUGCUGGGCUGGCAAUACAGCUUACUGAUGAGGAGUGGCCAGACGUAGUGAAGGGCAUGACAUCGAAAUUUGGAAAUGAUGCUAGCACAGUGGGAGUUUUGCUCGAAUUCCUAACAGUGCUGCCAGAGGAGGUGACUGGGAAUCACCGGAUACCGGUCGAGACAGAGCACUUUAACCUGCGAGUGCGCUCGCUACUGGGCUCGAAUGCGGAUGAGAUCCUGCGGCUGCUGACGAUGUAUCUUCAAGCACCAGGCAUCACAUCGCAAAUACAGUCCUCCAUCUUUCAAUGCCUGAGAAGCUGGCUCAAGGCUGGCGAGAUCGCUACAACAUCUCUUCUUGACACCCCGCUCUUCCAAUUCUCCUUUGACGCCCUUGCGUCUGACGACCUCUUCGACGUUGCGACCGACGUCAUCUGUGAUCUCAUUCAUGAGACGCAAGAGGUGGAAGAAAAUAUGAAUGCGAUUCCCCAGAUAGUCCGCCGGCUCAUGCCUCUCAGGGAGGAGCUGGCAAGGGCGGGAGAUGACGAAGACAAGGUGCGGGGAAUCUGUCGAAUCUUCGCUCAAGCGGGCGAGACGUAUCACACUCUCAUUCUUCGGCAUCAAGAGGACUUCUUCCCCAUCGUCCAGACCCUCAUCGAAUGUGCAGCGUACCACGAUCUGGAUAUUGUUUCCAUCACAUUCCGCUUUUGGUAUCUUUUGGGAUCGGCUCUCGGCAAGCGCAAGGAGGAUCCGAGUCUGAUGCCCUUCCUGCAAGUAUACGCUCGGCUCCUGGACAUCAUCGUUGGCCACUUGCGCUUCCCAGACGACGAGGCAACGCAGACGGCCGCUGAGAAGGACGAGUUCCGAUCGUUCAGGCACUUCAUGGGAGAUACACUGAAAGACUGCUGCUACGUUCUGGGGUCGAAGGAUUGCCUCAAUCGGUCCCUGCAGAUGAUUCGGGACAUUCUGGCAGCGUCUCAGACCUCCGGCAGCGAACCGAGGUGGCAGGAUGUAGAAGCCCCGCUCUUCUCGAUGAGGGCGAUGGGCACAGAGGUCUCCCCAACCGGGGAGAACGAUGUCAUCGGUAGCAUCAUCGACAUCAUUCCCGAGCUACCUGCUCAUCCUCGGAUGAGGUACGCGGGGCUUCUCGUCAUCUCGCGGUAUACGGAAUGGAUUGAUCACCACCCUGAUCGGAUACCUGGUCUGCUCAGCUACAUCAGUGCCGGUCUUGAGAGCGAAGGCGAUGUUGCAGCGGCAGCAGGGCAGGCGAUGAGCUAUCUUUGCCAAGAUUGCAGGCGGCACCUCGUCCCUUAUUUGCCUCAACUGUAUGCCUUCCUCGGCUCAGUUGGAGAUCGCUUAGAACCUGACGAUCUCAUCACCAUGGGAGAAGGUGUUGGUCACAUUGUGUCCACCCUCUCUCCUCAAGAUGCCCUCCCUGCAAUGAUGCAAUUCUCACAACCAGCAUUGGAGCUCAUCGCCUCAGUCUCGGCAGAUGCUUCCUCAUCCCGCCUGGAUCUGAAGCGUGCUAACAUCCGCAUUGACAUGCUAGAGCGCUUCUUGGAAACGAUUGGACCUCGCUUCCAGGAAGCUUUGCCGGCCGAUUGUGCCACGAAGACGGUAGGAGAUGCUUAUGCAGUCAUUGAUGGCCUCUUGGCCAAGCAUGGCUCAGCGUUCUGGAUCCAUCAAUCCUCGGUGAACCUGUUCCGCAGGUCGAUGACCUUCUUCGGCCCUCACGCGCGUGGCAUCCUGCCCGCUCUGCUCGACCGAAUGUCCAGCCUCUUCCAAGCAACAGGCUUCUCGGGCUAUCUCUGGAUGAUGGGUCGCAUUGUAGAGGCCUACGGUGCGACAGCAGACGAUGCUCUGAAAGCCUCUUUUCAGAGCAACUACGAGAAGGUUUCCUCAAAGGUAAUGCAAGUGAUGGAGAACACCAUGCCUAGGGAGGUUCCAGACAUCAUCGAAGAUUACGUCGAGGUCUCAGCCUGCAUCCUGGCCGAGCUGCCUUCGCUGCUCAUCCUCAGUCCGAUCUUCCCACACGCCUUCCGCGCAGCGGUCACGGCCCUUACGCUCGUGCAGCCCUCAAUCAUCCAUCGAGCUCUGGACUUUAUCAGAGCCAUUGUGGGACACGAUGCUCUAGCCGUUGCUCCCACUGCCUCUCAACCCGGCACUCCCCUCUCGCUAGGUGUGAAUGGUGGCUCCAACGGUUACACAGAUCCCUCCUCACCAGCAUACGCAGCUGCGAUCCGCAAUGUCCUCUCCUCGCAGGGAGACCACCUUCUAGCUCUCCUCCUCGAAGGUCUCGUGACAACUUUCCCUCCCGAGCAAAUCCAACUCGUGAGCACAAUCUUCCGCGUCCUCGUCUCUGGCUUCCCACGAGAAUGUCUCUCCUGGAUCGGUCCCGCCGUGGAAGCACUGCCGAGUGGUGCGGUAGGGCAUGCAGACAAGGUGAAGUUCUUGGAGAGGUUUGGACAGAGUGUUGAGAGGGGAGAUCUACCGGGGGUCAAGUCGGCAUUGACAGAGGGACUCUAUAGGGCUUCGAGGAAGAGUAGGGAGAGGAGUAGAAUGGGAGAUGGAGGUGGGGUGCCCAUGGGGGGAGGAGAUCCGGAGGCGGUAGGAGGGUAUGUUGAUCGGUGAGGGGCUCAGAGCGGAGGAAGAACGGAGCGGUAGGGAGGGAGGGAGGGAGGGAAUGGAGAAAGUCAUCUGUCAUUGGAUUCACUUAUGUGAGCAAGAGAGAGGGAGGGGGGGGAGAAGGAACCUAUUUAUGCAAUCAUUGUAUGUGAUCAAGCGGACAUCCACAUCCAGAUCCACGGGCAGGGCAGAGUAGAGGCACAAUCAAUCUGCAUCUCUUCGCC
Microstroma glucosiphilum is the source of this 3406-nucleotide messenger RNA. RefSeq names its product ARM repeat-containing protein. Lineage: Eukaryota; Fungi; Basidiomycota; Exobasidiomycetes; Microstromatales; Microstromataceae. Gene Ontology annotation, cellular component: cytoplasm; nuclear membrane. The record is from RefSeq and is a predicted model, not a curated record. Gene Ontology annotation, molecular function: small GTPase binding. Bases 207 to 3188 code for a protein of 993 amino acids. Gene Ontology annotation, biological process: protein import into nucleus. The transcript is spliced from 3 exons.